Humulus lupulus (European hop) is the source of this 1038-nucleotide messenger RNA. Its product is annotated as stem 28 kDa glycoprotein-like. Bases 61 to 843 code for a protein of 260 amino acids. The transcript has 3 exons. Gene Ontology annotation, molecular function: acid phosphatase activity. The record is from RefSeq and is a predicted model, not a curated record. NCBI's taxonomy places the organism in Eukaryota, Viridiplantae, Streptophyta, Magnoliopsida, Rosales, Cannabaceae.
AAUACAAGAAACACACACCAAAGCACUACUAUAUACUAUUAUUAGAUAAUAUAUACGAGGAUGAGAAUGCUAGCGUUCUUCAUUGUAGCGAGUCUAGUGGCAAACGCCUAUGGUGAGUCAUAUUAUCCUCUGAUAACGAACCAAAUUCACCUCAUCAGGCCCAAAUCCGGGUCCAGUGGAAGCCCUCUGACCGGACUGUCGUGCCUGAGUUGGCGAUUCGGUGUGGAAACGAACAACAUCGUCAACUGGAAAACGGUUCCUUUGACAUGUGAGGACUACGUAGGCCACUACAUGCUGGGCAGUCAGUAUAGGAAAGACUCUAAAACUAUCAACAAGGAGGCUUUUUUCCAUGCUCAGAGCCUCAACCUUUCCAAGAAUGGCAAGGACGCCUGGGUCUUCGACAUAGAUGAGACUACUCUCUCUAACCUCCCUUAUUACGCUGAAAAUGGCUUUGGGUCGGUGCCAUAUAACGCGACGAAGUUUAAUGCAUGGGUUUCGACGGGAAGUGCCCCAGCGUUGCCGGAAAGUCUUAAGUUUUACGGAAAGUUAGUUAAUCUGGGCGUUAAGAUUGUGUUUAUCACUGGCAGAACUGAAGAUCAAAGAGAUGUUACUGAGGCCAAUCUUAAAGCUGUUGGAUACCACACUUGGGAGCGCCUUGUACUCAAGGGAAGUGAUUAUUCAGGGAAAUCAGCAGUAGAGUACAAAUCAGCUCAGAGGAAGAAAGUGGAGGAGGAUGGAUAUAGAAUUAUUGGGAACAUUGGAGACCAAUGGAGUGAUCUGUUGGGCACAAACACAGGCCUUAGGACCUUCAAAUUGCCUGACCCAAUGUACUACAUCGGUUAAUUAAUCCUUCUUAAUUAGUAUCUUAAAUUAAGAUUAUCCCCACUUGCUAAGUAACUUAAAUAAUCCAUUACUGGAUCUGGAUGUUGUGCAAUCCUUUUUUUCUAUCUGUUGAGCAUUUCUACGUUCAAUAUGUAUGGGGAAUAAUGUACGCUUUAAUUACUACAAAAGAAGUGCUCUUCUGUCUUUUCUUUCUUA